AUGGACCCCUACCGGGGUCCAGCCCCGAAGGGGCACAUCCCAGCGUCGCAACGAAUCCCAGCCAUUGCACGACCUUUUGUCUCCGCGCGCGCCCUCAAAACGCUCGAUGCAGUUGAAAAGUUCGUCGAAGAAGAAUGUAUUCCCGCCGACGCCGUCUAUAACCAAGCGCUCGGUGAGACGACGCAGGAGCGCUUCUCAGCCCACCCGCAAAUCAUGGAAGACCUGAAAACGAAGGCGAAACAGUUGGGUCUCUGGAAUAUGUUUCUGCCAAAAAACCACUUCAGUGAGGGCGCGGGGUACAGUAAUCUGGAAUAUGGGCUCAUGGCAGAGUAUCUCGGGCGAAGCUUGACGGCGAGCGAGGCGACAAACUGCGCGGCGCCGGAUACGGGGAAUAUGGAGGUUUUUGCGAAAUAUGGCACGGAGGAACAGAAGAAGAAAUGGUUGAGGCCAUUGUUGGAUGGGGAGAUCCGGUCAGGGUUCUUGAUGACGGAGCCGCAAGUUGCGAGUAGCGAUGCUACGAACAUUGAGCUGAAUAUGAAGAAGGACGGGGACUACUUUAUUCUCAAUGGACAGGUUGGGCUCCUUUGCUCUAUUUUUCGCACAGGUUAUUCUAACGGGAGACUUCAGAAAUGGUGGGCCAGCGGCGUUGGCGAUUUGCGAACAAAAGUCUUUCUCGUCAUGGGCAAAUCAGACCCGGCGAACCCGAACAAAUACAAGCAACAGACCGUGAUCGCGGUGCCAUCUGAUACUCCGGGAAUUACGAUCAAGCGUAUGCUGUCCGUAUUGGGCUAUGACGAUGCUCCUCACGGCCACGGACAUGUGUUCUUUGACAAUGUGCGGGUGCAUAAGAGCAACGUCAUUCUAGGCGAAGGUCGCGGUUUCGAGGUGGUCCAAGGCCGUCUCGGCCCUGGUCGAAUCCACCACGCAAUGAGAUCAGUAGGAGCGGCAGAAAAGGCCCUCGAAUAUUUUCUCGCGCGGGUAAAUGACCCUCGCAAGAGGCCUUUUGGUAAGCAGCUAAGCGAGCACGGAAUUAUGCUGGAGCGUAUUGCCAGGUCGCGCAUCGAGAUCGACGCUGCCCGUCUUGCAGUACUCAAUGCUGCCAUCAUGAUUGACCAGGGAGAUGCCAAACACGCUCUCAAGGAGAUUGCUGAAGUCAAGGUGCAAGUUCCUCGGAUGUUGCAGGAGAUUAUAGACCGUGCGAUACAGGCAUAUGGCGCCGGUGGCGUGUCGCAGGACACACCAUUGGCUAACAUGAGCUCAGGAGCUCGAACAAUGAGAAUUGUCGACGGCCCUGACGAGGUGCAUAUGCUGCAGCUGGGUCGCAAUGAAAACAAGCGAGGCAAGGCUCUCCUGGGCAAAAUCGAGGCCCAGAAACAGAAAACGCAAGCCCUGCUCAAGCAAUACAAUAUGCAGGAACGGGAUAUACUGCAGCUUGACCGGCGUAGCGGGACCUCGGCAAAGUUAUAA
Molecule: messenger RNA, 1467 nt
Organism: Aspergillus nidulans FGSC A4
Lineage: Eukaryota; Fungi; Ascomycota; Eurotiomycetes; Eurotiales; Aspergillaceae
Exons: 3
Coding region: 1-1467 (488 amino acids)
Molecular function (GO): flavin adenine dinucleotide binding; oxidoreductase activity, acting on the CH-CH group of donors
Source: RefSeq, a predicted model, not a curated record